Molecule: messenger RNA, 387 nt
Organism: Aspergillus thermomutatus
Lineage: Eukaryota; Fungi; Ascomycota; Eurotiomycetes; Eurotiales; Aspergillaceae
Gene: pakA
Product: mitogen-activated protein kinase kinase kinase kinase STE20
Exons: 2
Coding region: 1-387 (128 amino acids)
Biological process (GO): regulation of MAPK cascade; protein phosphorylation; intracellular signal transduction
Cellular component (GO): cytoplasm
Molecular function (GO): ATP binding; protein serine/threonine kinase activity
Source: RefSeq, a predicted model, not a curated record
AUGGUUGGAACCCCGUACUGGAUGGCUCCUGAGGUCGUCACGAGAAAGGAGUAUGGCCGGAAGGUUGACAUCUGGAGCUUGGGUAUCAUGGCUAUCGAGAUGAUCGAGGGCGAGCCGCCAUAUCUGACUGAGUCGCCUCUGCGAGCCCUGUACUUGAUUGCCACCAAUGGCACACCAACCAUCAAAGACGAGCAUAACUUGUCACCAGUCUUUCGUGAUUUCCUGCAUCUUGCACUCAAGGUUGAUCCCGAGAAGAGAGCAUCGGCGCAUGACUUAUUGAUGCAUCCUUUCAUGUCCCUGUGCUCCCCUCUAUCCCACCUGUCACCGCUUGUGAAAGCUGCGCGCAUGAGUAGAGCUCAAGAAAAAGCUCAGAAAGGGGGCGCUUGA